Molecule: messenger RNA, 950 nt
Organism: Canariomyces notabilis
Lineage: Eukaryota; Fungi; Ascomycota; Sordariomycetes; Sordariales; Chaetomiaceae
Product: carbohydrate esterase family 4 protein
Exons: 1
Coding region: 1-837 (278 amino acids)
Biological process (GO): carbohydrate metabolic process
Cellular component (GO): membrane
Molecular function (GO): chitin deacetylase activity
Source: RefSeq, a predicted model, not a curated record
AUGCUUGCCGGGCUCCUCCGCCUCCCAUCAACACUCCGCCGUCGCGCUCGCCGCCGUCGAAUGGCCACCCUGCUCCUCCUCGUCUUGCUUUCCCUGCUGCUCCUCCUUCCCCUGUACAUAAUCUACAAACCCCCUUCUCCGCUGCUGCGCUACCUCUCACACCGUUGGACCGACGUGCUCUUCCGGCUAUGGCUUCCUCCCUCAAAACCGCUCGUGGCGCUGACGAUUGACGAUGCGCCGUCGGAGCAUACGCGGCCGAUUCUGGCGGCUCUGGCGGCGGGAGGGGCGCACGCAACCUUCUUCGUCAUUGGCUCGCAGGUGGAGGGGCGUGAGGAGGUGCUGCGCGAGAUUGUGCGCGCCGGUCACGAGCUGGGCAACCACGGCAUGCGCGACGAGCCGGCGCGGGAUCUGUCCGAGGCCGAGCUGCGGUCCCAGAUCGGCGCGGUGCAGGAAAUGAUUGAGCGCGCCUACGAGGCCGAGGGCCGCGAGGUGCCCUGGAAGGCGAACGGCGCCACCAUCGGUGACGGCGGCGGCUGGGGCAAGGGUAAGUACUACCGGCCCGGCUCCGGCUUCUUCAGCCACAGGAUCCGCUCCUUGAUGAGGGGGAUGGGCUAUCGCCUCGUUCUGGGAAGCAUCUACCCCCACGACGCGCAAAUUGGGUGGGCGUGGGCGAACGCCAAGCAUGUCUUGAGCAUGCUGAGCCCUGGGGGAAUCAUUGUUUGUCAUGAUCGGCGCAGCUGGACAGAGCCGAUGCUGAGAAGGGUGCUGCCCGAGAUGAAGAGGCGGGGUUACAAGGCUGUAACGCUGUCGGAAUUGCUGGAUGAGGCUACUGGGUGACGAUGGGAUGGGUGAUGGAUUGGAAGCCAGCCACUGGAUAUCGUCCUGCCGGCGGAGGAGGGAUGGACAGUCCCGAUGAGCUCCCCAAGCGCUACAUUUGGGAGAAGUGCGAG